AUUUCUAACUCUCGAGGUGAAGGUCGUAUAAAGCGGGAGUUUUCAAGAUGGCGUCAAAAAGAUCAUUGUAUCAGCCAGCACAGCAAGAUACUGUUGGACACGGUUUUAACAGGAAACCACUCACACAGGGAAGACUUAUAUCCCAGUCUGACUCUGCAUUAGGAGCUGAGAUUUCACAAACUGAAAGCCCAUCACAGAGGUUAUAUAAGCCAGGCACAGAUGGAAGUUACAAAGUGAGCUAUGAUGGAAGCAGUACAGGAGAUCUUUCUCCCAGACAGAAGUUGAGUAGCCAUAAGAAAGUCCAUUCUGACCACCAAGUAGAGGAUGUGUUAUCUAGCCCAAGAAGAGCUCAACCAAAUCAAACAGAACACCAUUCUCCGAAACGUGUCACACCAUCCAGACUAUUAGAAUUAUCAGACAGUGAUGAUGAAGUGGCAUUUAAAACAAGAAGAUCUCCUCGUGUAAUGCAGCACAUCAAGCACAGUCCAGCGCCAAAUGUUCUGGUAGUGGACGCGUCCAGACAGACCAGACAGCCUCUGGACACAGAAGUGGACAUCCACCUGGGGUUUGAACACUCCCCUGUCAAAGUGGUCUGCCACUCCCCGGGGGCUGUACAUUCUGACCUCAGGAACACAGGGGACACUGCAGCAGCCAGGAGGGUACAGGUGGACCAGGUCCCCUCUGUGAACAUAUUGUCUGGGAACACAGAUAUCCCACAGUCAGACCAGGAGAGACCAGGACACCGGUUUAAGUCUCCUAUGGUCAUCAGAGAGGCUGCAGUGGCAGGUGGCAAGAUUGACCAUCAUUCUGCAGUGGAGACAGUGGAUACAACCGACCACUUGACCAGGCCAAUGAGGGAGGACCUUCAGUACCAAACUUACAAGCAACCCAGAGUAAUUAUAGGAGAUAGUGGAAUACCAGGAGUGGAGCCCUUCCCUCAGAGUGACACUGCCUCUGUGGACGAGGUGUACCAUGAAGUAAAGCCUAAGUUGAAGGGUUCAGUGGUAGAGCCAUCAGCAAAGAAGGAAAAGAAAAAACAGUCAAAAGAGAGAAUUGUACCCUCCAGAUACAUGCAGAGUGGGACAUCAUCCAGACACAGAGGACAGUCAUUGGUUGGUAAGAGUGGAGCAAGGAGUAGUGCCACAGAAACAAAGAAGACACAUAAAAGACCAGUUGUCACCAAGAAACGUACAGCCCCAGACUUCAGCACCACUCCCAUGGUGAGAGGGGUGUCCAAGAUGGCCUCCACCCCUGCGGUUGACACAUCCUCUUACCCUCAACCAGGACCCAUUGAUGUCUCUGCCAUUGCAGCAGAUCUCCCACACCUGAGCAUGGCAGGACCUCCAAGCAAACCUACUGCCGCAGUCUCAGUCCAAAGACCUCCGAGUAAAACUUUAUCUAGGACAAAACAUAAACAGCCAAAGAAUGUGUCAGUGAAGGAAGAUUCAACUCGGGAAAUGAGUUCACAGCAUUUAUCGUCAGCUUCUGUUGCUACCCAGGAUUCUGCCUACUCAUCACACUCUCAGUCUCACACGACAAAGAAGAAGUCUUCCCCUUCUCGAAUCACUCAGGAAUCUCUGGACCUUCAGUAUGCCAGGUAUUUACAGUGGGUGUUCCUGGAAACUAAAGCAAAGAAGGAAUUUCACGAACAGGAGAAGCAAGUCGUGGCACAGUUGUAUGGUUUGUGGGAAGAAAACCAAAGGCUGCUACAGAAAAAGGCAGAAGUGGAGCAGACAUAUGAACAGCUGAAGCAUGCAAAUAAACUGGAUGAAUUGCUCGAAUUGCAGAAGGCUGGUUUAGGUCCAGUAGCAGCUAACCUGCCUGGCCUGAGGCAGCAGUACAGUACUCUGGCCCAGGCUCUGGACACCACACGGCACCAGAUACUGUGUAGAGGAGUACAUAUCCCAGAGAAUGAGGAGGACUUCCAAGAAGCUAUGUUAUCAGCACUAGCAGAGAGCGAGCAGCUUCUUGGGGAACUUAGUGUAAUGACGCGGCAAGAGCAGCCUAAAGUGACCUCUUUUGCUAAUGCGAUCCAAGCUUUAGAGAAAGCAGUUGAUGAAGAGAGUAAAGAACUCAAAAGGUGUCAGGAAAUGCAGGCAGCUGUACAGACUUUAGCCACUCAAGAAAGCUCCCUGAAAAUACAGGCCGUUCAGAUCAGAGACGAGGAAUGAGAAAUGAAUGACUUAAGCCACUCUUGAAAGCUCCCUGAAAAUACAGGCCGUUUAGAUCAGAGAUGAGGAAUGAGAAAUUAACAUCACCCGCAAAUUUCAUUGACUGUAGACAGCUACUUGACUUAUAUUUUAACUUGUCUAAAGGGAAGGAAUUACCGUUACUUCAAUGUUUUGUCUAAAUGUAUUUCUUGCAAGAAGACAUCAACUGUCCACUUUGACUCAGAAAACAGCCCAGAUGUUGAGCCCCCCCCCCCCUCCCCUCGUUCCCGUUAUAAACCAGUAUAACUGGAAGCCAGAACUAUUUCCUCAGCAUCUUCACUUACAUUGUUUUCUGACAAAAUAGAAUACCUUAGCCCCCUAGUUCAUAGGCAAUUGCAAAUUUGACUACAAAGUCUGUUACAUUAUAUCAAAAUAUGUAUUUAUUUCACUGACAUCUGUGGACUAUGUACAGAGACCAUAUUACUGACAAUAUAUUGUAUACACUGAAGUAUUCACACAGCUAUAAAAUACAGAUAUGGAAGAACAUAUAUAGGUAAUGCUUUCAAGUAAAAUAGCACAGAUUAUUUUCAUUUCAAA
This is a messenger RNA of Lingula anatina, 2747 nucleotides long. RefSeq lists its product as uncharacterized. The record is from RefSeq and is a predicted model, not a curated record. Gene Ontology annotation, cellular component: nuclear microtubule; cytoplasm; centrosome. Gene Ontology annotation, biological process: centrosome cycle; spindle assembly. NCBI's taxonomy places the organism in Eukaryota, Metazoa, Brachiopoda, Lingulata, Lingulida, Lingulidae. Gene Ontology annotation, molecular function: microtubule binding.